AUGGCCGGAGCUUCCAAGAGAAGCAUCCGGAGCAAGACGCCAUCCUCUUCCGUCGACAACUAUAAUGAUCCAUCAAUCCGUAAUGUAAAACCAAACACCAGAAUUCGAAAAUCCGGUGGCAGCGACCAGAAUUUCAUUCGGAUUUUAAACGUGAACAUCAAAUAUUUAUUCAUUUUUGGCCUUGUUUUCUUUUUAAUCGCUUUGUUUUUAGUUAAUCACCUCAUAAAACCCGCGGAAGAGCCUGUGAAACCCAGAGUCGUCACUCCGUUUCCUGCCCCAAAACUGAUGGAUCUUCCUAUGUUUCAAGGGGAGCACAAGGAAAGCUUAUAUUGGGGAACGUACAGGCCUCAUGUUUACUUUGGAGUUCGUGCACGGACUCCACAGUCUCUGCUCACUGGUUUGAUGUGGCUUGGUGUAAAGGAUGGAAGAUAUUCCAUGCGGCAUGUCUGCCAAAAUUCGGAUGAGCUUAAGACAUAUGGCUGGACACAUCAUAAUGGACGGGAUUAUGGUCAUCAAGUAUUGGUUGACCAAGAAUUCACACUUAUGACUAGCUUUUUAAAAUACAAGGAGAAGGAGAGUGGAUAUGGAGGAAACUGGGCAGUUCGAAUUGAAGCACAGAGCGACAAACAUGUUGAAGUAAUGUCAGAACUUGUGCACAUCUUCUUUUAUGUGGCUGAUGAAGGUGGAACUGCUAUAGAUUUGGGUGGAGGUGUUAUGGACAUUCAUGAUGACUCCAUCCUAGCAUUUGGUUCGCGGAAUGAUGUUGGUAACUGGCAGCUACAUUUAGGGUCAGAGGAUGAUUAUGAGAUCCAUUAUUCUGGUUUCAAGACACUUCACAUUCACAAUCUAUCUGAACUUGUCAUAGCAAAUCUUGGAACCCAGGCUAGUAAAUUUAAUCGUUUGCAGCUUUCUGAUACUUCUGACCACUCUCCAAACAUUCUAGUUUUUCAGAUCUCUGCUAGGAUUCCCUUCAAAGCAGAUGUUGUAUUUGUAUCAGGAUCUGGUGGUCAAAAUUCAAGAAUGGAAGAGCAUUUUAGAAGCCUCACUGGUGACUCUUUGACUGCUCGUCUAAGUGAAAAGAAAAACCAGUUUGAAGACAAAUUCGAAAGGUUCUUUAAUAUUUCUGAUGAGCUUAAUCCUGAAGCCAAGGCAGUGAGUAAGGCUGCUCUUGGGAAUUUGUUGGGUGGAAUUGGGUACUUUUAUGGCCAAUCAAAAAUCUCAACUCCACCAUCCUCUAAUCAUAAGCUUGGUGAUGAUUUUAUAUCAUAUUGGCCAGCUGAGCUAUAUACAGCAGUUCCAAGCAGACCCUUUUUCCCUAGGGGAUUUUUGUGGGAUGAAGGAUUUCAUCAACUACUAAUCUGGCGUUGGGAUGUUCAUAUUUGUUUGGAUAUAAUUGGGCAUUGGUUAGAUCUGAUGAAUGUUGAAGGAUGGAUUCCACGUGAGCAAAUUUUAGGUGCUGAAGCUUUAAGUAAGGUCCCAGCAGAAUUCGUUCUUCAGUAUCCAACCAAUGGAAAUCCUCCAACAUUAUUUUUGGUUUUACGAGAUUUGAUGUGCAGCAUUAAGAAAAAUCAGUUUGCUGCCACAGAAAGAAAUGAGAUCUCCAUCUUUUUGGAUCGAGCAUUUAUUCGUCUUGAAGCAUGGUUUAACUGGUUUAACACUACACAAUCAGGAAAAAUUGCAAGUACCUACUUUUGGCAUGGAAGAGACAAUGCAACCAUUAGAGAACUAAAUCCAAAGACGCUGUCUUCUGGAUUAGAUGAUUAUCCUCGUGCAUCACACCCUAGCGAAGAUGAACGUCACUUGGAUCUUAGAUGUUGGAUGCAAUUUGCAGCAGAUUGCAUGCAUUCCAUUUCAGAGUUUCUUGGGAAGGAGAGAGAACUUGGAAAGGAGUACGGUUUGACAGCAAAGCUGCUCUCAGAUUUUGAGCUUUUAAAUGAGAUGCACUUUGAUUAUACCUAUGGAGCUUAUUUUGAUUAUGGAAAUCAUACCGAGCAGGUUCAUCUAAGUUGGAGACUGGUGGAGCAGGCUGGUGAUUACCCUAUUCAUGAGUUUGUAAGAGAAGUUCUUGAGGAGCCAGUGCUGCGACUGGUUCCUCAUGUUGGCUAUGUCAGCCUUUUCCCUUUUAUUGGUAGACUUAUUCCACCUGAUUCAUGGAUAUUAGAAAAACAGCUUGAUCUCAUUUCAAACAGAAGUGCUUUGUCGACCGUCUUUGGACUCAGAUCUCUUGCCAAGACAAGCACACUGUACAUGAUACGCAACACUGAGCAUGAUCCACCAUAUUGGAGAGGGACAAUUUGGAUGAACAUGAAUUAUUUGAUUCUUUCCUCACUUAACCACUAUUCAAAAGUUGAAGGACCAUACAGAGGGAGAGCAAAGACUGUCUACAAUGAUUUGAGGGACAAUUUGAUAAGAAAUGUGGUAAGAAACUAUAACCAGACUGGCUUUUUCUGGGAACAGUAUGAUCAGAAGAGCGGAAAAGGAAAAGGUGCGCGCCUCUUUACUGGUUGGACGUCACUUGUGCUAUUGAUCAUGGCAGAAACAUUUAACGAGUGUUAG
Fraxinus pennsylvanica is the source of this 2556-nucleotide messenger RNA. NCBI's taxonomy places the organism in Eukaryota, Viridiplantae, Streptophyta, Magnoliopsida, Lamiales, Oleaceae. The record is from the annotation of a GenBank genome assembly.